This is a messenger RNA of Pseudoliparis swirei, 2658 nucleotides long. It is a transcript of the gene fzd9b, whose product is annotated as frizzled class receptor 9b. The record is from RefSeq and is a predicted model, not a curated record. The transcript has a single exon. The coding region runs from base 367 to 2568 and encodes 733 amino acids. Gene Ontology annotation, molecular function: Wnt-protein binding; Wnt receptor activity. Gene Ontology annotation, biological process: non-canonical Wnt signaling pathway; canonical Wnt signaling pathway. Lineage: Eukaryota; Metazoa; Chordata; Actinopteri; Perciformes; Liparidae. Gene Ontology annotation, cellular component: plasma membrane.
GCUCCAGACCCGCAGCGGAGCGGCCGGAGCACGGAGCCACGCAGCGGUCACACUUUCCUCUGGAGCGAACGAACGGCGCGGACGCCGCGGCUCCCGGUCACGGCCCCCGGUAACGGCUCCCGGUAACGGCUCAGGUCGGUCACGGCUCCCGGUCGGUUGGAUUCACGCUCAGCUUUCGGCGUUUUGCGGGUUUUGAUGGUUUCUCCUCCAUUGUUUGUCGAAGUUUCGGACCGUCACGUCUCCGGUUCUCACCGCCACCGACCGACGGACCCUCCGGUUCAACCGGACAACAAAUAACCGAAUAAGUGAACCGUUAUACCCGGAGGCUUCUUCUCCUUUCGACUCCCGCCGGAGACCGAGGAGGACAUGGAGGAGGAGCGGCUUCACGAGACCAGAGACUCCGCUGCAAGUUUACACUCAACUACGGCCACGCACGGGUCCCUGAACGCGGCCACGCACGGGUCCCUAAACGCCGCCACGCACGGGUCCCUGAACGCGGCCACGGACGGGUCCCUGAACGCGGCCACGCACGGGUCCCUGAACGCGGCCACGCACGGGUCCCUAAACGCCGCCACGCACGGGUCCCUGAACGCGGCCACGCACGGGUCCCUGAACGAGGCCACGGACGGGUCCCUGAACGCGGCCACGCACGGGUCCCUGAACGAGGCCACGGACGGGUCCCUGAACGAGGCCACGGACGGGUCCCUGAACGUGGCCACGGACAGGUCCCUGAACGGGUCCCUGAAAGCGGCCACGGACAGGUCCUUGAACGGGUCAAAGAACGGGUCCCUGAAUAGGGCCAUGGACGGGUCAAAGAACGCGUCCUUGAACCCAGCCAUGAACGGGUCCCUGACCCGGUCCCGGCUCUGGUCCCGGACCGGGUCCCUGCUGACGGUGCUCGCAUGCUGCCUGCUGGCGGCCCCCGGCUCCGGCUUCGAGAUCGGCUCCUACGACGCGGAGCGCGGUCGGCCGGCGAAGUGCGAGCCGGUGUCGAUCCCGAUGUGCGCCGGCAUCGGCUACAACCUGACGCGCAUGCCCAACUUCCUGAACCACGGCGACCAGCGCGAGGCGGCGGCCAAGCUGCACGAGUUCGCCCCCCUGGUGGCCUACGGCUGCGACGCGCAGCUGCGUUUCUUCCUGUGCUCGCUGUACGCGCCCAUGUGCACCGACAAGGUGUCGGCCUCCAUCCCGGCGUGCCGGCCCAUGUGCGAGGCGGCGCGGCGCCGCUGCGCGCCCAUCAUGAAGAAGUUCAGCUACACCUGGCCCGACGCGCUGGACUGCUCCCGGCUGCCGACCCGCAACGACCCCAACGCGCUGUGCAUGGAGGCGCCGGAGAACGAGACGCGGGCCGAGGGCAAGAGGGGCGAGGGCAUGCUGCCCGUGGCGCCGCGGCCCCGGCAGCCGGCGGGCGGCGGCGGGCGCGCGGCGCCGGGCGGGUCCGGCUCCUGCGAGAACCCCGACAAGUUCCAGCUGGUGGAGAAGAGCCGGGCGUGCGCGCCGCGCUGCUCGCCGGCCGUGGACGUGCUGUGGUCGCGGCGGGACAAGGCCUUCGCCCUGGUGUGGAUGGCGGUGUGGGCGGCGCUCUGCUUCGCCUCCACCGCCUUCACCGUGCUCACCUUCCUCCUGGAGCCGCAGCGCUUCCAGUACCCGGAGCGGCCCAUCAUCUUCCUCUCCAUGUGCUACAACGUCUACUCCGUGGCCUUCGUCAUCCGCCUGGCGGCCGGCGCCGAGAACAUCGCCUGCGACCGCGAGCACGGCGAGUCGUACAUCAUCCAGGAGGGGCUGGAGUCCACGGGCUGCACCCUCGUCUUCCUCCUCCUCUACUACUUCGGCAUGGCGUCGUCCAUCUGGUGGGUCGUCCUCACGCUCACCUGGUUCCUGGCGGCGGGGAGGAAGUGGGGCCACGAGGCCAUCGAGGCCCACGGCAACUACUUCCACAUGGCGGCGUGGGGCGUGCCGGCGCUGAAGACCAUCGUCAUCCUCACCAUGAGGAAGGUGGCGGGCGACGAGCUGACGGGCCUGUGCUACGUGGGCGGCGCCGACGCCGGCGCGCUCACGGGCUUCGUGCUCAUCCCGCUGUCCUGCUACCUGGUCAUCGGCACCUCCUUCCUCCUCGCCGGCUUCGUGGCGCUCUUCCACAUCCGCAAGGUGAUGAAGACGGGGGGCAGCAACACGGAGAAGCUGGAGAAGCUCAUGGUGAAGAUCGGCAUCUACUCCAUCCUGUACACGGUGCCGGCCACCUGCGUCCUCGUGUGCUACUUCUACGAGCGGCUGAACAUGGACUACUGGAGGCGGCGCGGCCUGCAGACGCCGUGCGGCGGCGCCGGCUGCUCGCUGCGGACCUCGGUGCCGGCGGUGGCCGUGUUCAUGCUGAAGAUCUUCAUGUCGCUGGUGGUCGGCAUCACCAGCGGCGUCUGGGUCUGGAGCUCCAAGACGCUGCAGACCUGGCAGAACCUGUGCAGCCGCAAGCUAACGGAGCGGAGCCGCGGCAGGAAGCCGGGCGGCGGAGCCACGAACUGCCACUUCAAGACGGCCACCGGGCGGCAAGACAGCCCCACACACGUGUGAGACACACACACACACAGACACACACACACACACACACACACACAGACACACAGACACACACACACACACACACACAGACAGACACACACA